GAUAGAAGACGAGUUUAUGCUAUUUUAGAAAGCGAAGGAAUUGAAAUACCUCGUUACGCCGUUUUAGAUCGUGAUUCAGCGGAUCCCAAACUUGAGUCUGAAGAUCAUGUUGAAGUUAACGGCGUGACAUUCAAUAAGCCAUUUGUGGAGAAGCCAGUGUCUGCUGAAGAUCAUAAUAUUUAUAUUUAUUAUCCGACUUCUGCUGGUGGCGGCAGUCAAAGAUUGUUUCGUAAAAUUGGGAGUCGAAGCAGUGUUUACUCACCAGAAUCCCGUGUCCGUAAGACUGGUUCCUAUAUUUACGAAGACUUUAUGCCCACUGACGGUACCGACGUUAAAGUUUAUACAGUAGGACCUGAUUAUGCUCAUGCGGAGGCAAGGAAAAGCCCAGCCUUGGAUGGAAAAGUUGAAAGAGAUUCUGAGGGAAAAGAAAUACGCUAUCCGGUUAUCCUUAGCAAUGCUGAGAAAUUAAUUAGUCGAAAAGUUUGUCUUGCCUUCAAACAGACUGUUUGUGGAUUUGAUCUUCUCAGAGCCAACGGGAAAUCAUUUGUAUGUGAUGUCAACGGGUUUAGUUUUGUAAAAAAUUCAAAUAAAUAUUACGAUGACUGUGCUAAAAUAUUAGGCAACAUGAUACUACGUGAACUAGCACCAACGUUACAUAUACCGUGGAGUGUGCCUUUUCAAUUAGAUGACCCGCCAAUUGUACCAACAACAUUUGGAAAAAUGAUGGAACUGCGAUGUGUGGUAGCGGUAAUCAGACACGGUGACCGUACUCCAAAACAAAAAAUGAAAGUUGAAGUGCGGCAUCCAAAAUUUUUUGAGAUAUUCAAAAAAUACGAUGGAUAUAAACACGGUCAUGUUAAAUUAAAAAGGCCUAAACAGUUGCAAGAGAUAUUAGACACUGCGAGGAGUUUGCUGACUGAAAUUCAACACCGUGCUGCUGGGCCCGAGUUGGAAGAAAAGCAGGGAAAAUUGGAACAACUUAAAAGUGUCUUGGAAAUGUACGGGCAUUUUUCAGGAAUCAAUCGUAAAGUACAAAUGAAGUAUCAACCACGUGGUAGACCACGCGGAAGCUCGUCCGAUGACGAUCGUUUGGGUGAACCAUCACUAGUAUUGAUAUUGAAAUGGGGUGGUGAGUUGACACCAGCCGGAAGAAUUCAAGCAGAAGAAUUGGGCCGCAUUUUUCGUUGCAUGUAUCCAGGUGGUCAAGGUAGACACCUUAGUGGAGAAUAUGCAGGCGCUCAAGGUCUUGGAUUAUUGAGAUUACAUUCAACAUUCCGACAUGAUUUGAAAAUUUACGCGAGCGAUGAAGGAAGAGUUCAGAUGACUGCUGCUGCUUUCGCUAAAGGAUUGUUAGCGUUGGAGGGUGAACUCACCCCGAUUUUAGUACAAAUGGUUAAAAGUGCUAAUACUAAUGGAUUAUUGGAUAAUGAUUGUGAUAGUAGCAAGUAUCAAAAUAUGGUGAAAACAAAAUUACACGAAUUAUUACAACAAGACAGAGAAUUUACAAAAGAAGACAGAGAACAAAUAAAUCCCGGUAAUGCAAUAAGUAUUAAUGAUGCGUUAGAUUUUGUAAAGAAUCCAGUGAGAUGUUGUCAGCAUGUACAAAUGUUAAUACACAAACUGAUGGAUAUUGUACGAAUUAAAAAAGAUGAUCCCAAAACAAAAGAAAACUAA
Molecule: messenger RNA, 1674 nt
Organism: Cotesia congregata
Lineage: Eukaryota; Metazoa; Arthropoda; Insecta; Hymenoptera; Braconidae
Source: the annotation of a GenBank genome assembly